Molecule: messenger RNA, 2029 nt
Organism: Gadus macrocephalus (Pacific cod)
Lineage: Eukaryota; Metazoa; Chordata; Actinopteri; Gadiformes; Gadidae
Product: basal body-orientation factor 1-like
Exons: 11
Coding region: 235-1731 (498 amino acids)
Source: RefSeq, a predicted model, not a curated record
CUACUACUACUUCUACUACCAUAACUACUGGAUAAACUCAGGAUAGCAGGGCCGUCUGCAUCAGUAAGUGACACCAGCAAGGUUGUUGCAUUGUCAGUGUUUCUAUGGCAACAACAACAUUCAAAACAAAUUGCUGCCCUACACGAGCAGGCGGUGCUGAUGCGGGGUCAACCUCAAAGUGGGUAACCAGCUUAAUCAUUUCUUAUUGUGGGUCGUCAACCGUUAACCGCAGCGAUGCCAAAUAAAAAGGGGAAUAAAGGAAAAGGCAGCGACGCGAAGGAAGGCAAACAAGAGCCCAAGGCCGACAAAGAGUCGGAUGUGGAGAGGGCGAAGGCCAACGCUGCCCUGUGGAGGCUGAGGUUGGACGUCGCAGAACAGUCGCUCGAUGAGUACCGCGCCUCCACGGGCACGCUGGCCGCGGCCAACCAGGCCCUCACCAACCAAGUGUACCGCUCAGAGAAGGACAUGAUGGACAUCAUGGCCCACCUUAAGAGAAAAGACGCCGAGACAGACGCAAAGAUAGCGAGUUUGGAGGAGCAACUCAAAAGUGAAAAUGCGCAUGCGCGUGAAGAACGGGAGAAUCUGGUCGCCGUGCACACUCUUCAAAACGAAGAGCUCGAGCAAAGAUUCGGGGAGAGGGCCAAGGACUUUGACACGAUCCAGGCGGGGCUGAAGAAGAUCGAGGAGUUCCGCAAGACGAAGGCCAAGAUGGAGCUGGAGCUGAGACGCAUGAGAGAAGGCAUGUUGCUCGCCGAGAGAAAACACCUAGAGAACCUGGGCAGAGUGGAGACCAAAUUCUACACCCAAAAGCUGCGCCUUGAGAAGGAGGCUGAGCAGAGGCUGGCCCACCUGAGUGAGCUAGCCCACGAUGAGGCCGUGCUGAAGCUAGACGACGCCUCCCGCUCGGUGUUCAAGGAGAACGUCCGUCUGAACGAGGCCUUGAACUACCACAUCAAGGAGGUAGAGGACCUGAGGAAAAGGGCUGCCACCUCACAGGCCACCAUGCUCAGGGACAAGUAUACCGAUGUGCGGAUGACCCAGACGAACGCGGCCCAGAUGAAGGCCUACAGGAAGGAGAUCGCCGACCUCCGGGCCAAGCUGGACUACUCGGAGAAGGCCCAGGCGCUGCUGGUGGGGCAGCUGCUGCAGGAGAGCGGGCUCCGCGAGGUUGACAGCCGGGCCAGGUCUGAGGACCUGCACAGGUUCCAGAAGUUGUUGGCCAAGCGGGGCAGAGAGACGGCCCAAGGCAAGCGGCAGGUCGCCGAGACGGAGCUGCAGCGUUUUUUCCAUGCCGCACUGUCUCAGGUGAGGCAGGAGAUCCAGGCCAGCAGGCUGGUGUACAAGAAGCAGGCGUCGACGGCCUACCAGGGCAGCCUGAGGGAAGCCCUGGCGGGUAGGAAGCAGCAACCCCUCGUCCGCACCUUCAACAAGAACCCCCACAGCACCAACUCGGUCUACACGGACAUGGAAGAGGCUCAGAAGUGGACUGAGACGCAGGGACAGAACGACCAAGUGGACGUCAGAGACCUCACUUGGGAGCAAAAGGAGAAAGUGCUGAUGCUGCUCUUUGCGAAGAUGAACGGACCAAAAACAAGGAAGCAAUGCCGGAAGGAGGCUCCUGACACGUCCAUGGAGCAGAGCGGGACGGACAGCGCGGACGCCCUGAGGAUGACCCAGAGGACCUUCAUGACCCUGAUGCCCGAGAACAGCCUCCCUGACAUCCACCAGUGACCCAGGUCUUGGCCUGGCUGUCCCCCCUCCCCCCACACACACUACUGUCGGCUGCUGCUGGGUGGAUGGGAAUAAAGAAUAUCCUAAGCAUUAGGACAGGGAUGUUUAUUUUCCCAAACAAACAUUGGUCAACAUUUUAUGAAAUCCACUUCUAUCCACCUUUGUUCAUUCACUUUAGGCAUGGUUUUCAUUCUGAUUCCGAUGUUAUUAGUAUAUUUUGUAGACAAGACGGGGAACACACAUACGACAAUCAGUAGAAAAUCUUCACAGAAGGGAAAUAAUUAUAAAUAUAUUAAAA